Molecule: messenger RNA, 3402 nt
Organism: Hydractinia symbiolongicarpus
Lineage: Eukaryota; Metazoa; Cnidaria; Hydrozoa; Anthoathecata; Hydractiniidae
Product: dual specificity protein phosphatase CDC14A-like
Exons: 19
Coding region: 131-1723 (530 amino acids)
Biological process (GO): microtubule cytoskeleton organization; protein dephosphorylation; regulation of exit from mitosis
Cellular component (GO): spindle pole; mitotic spindle; centrosome
Molecular function (GO): protein serine/threonine phosphatase activity; protein tyrosine/serine/threonine phosphatase activity
Source: RefSeq, a predicted model, not a curated record
AAAUUGGAACGAAACAAAGUCGAAAGUUAUGAACGGGGAGCGAAUUGAACGAGAACAUGAGUUGCUAGCGAGAUAUAUUAUUACUUUUAUAUUUUAAUUCUCUUAAACUUUUCUUUCUGCAGCAGGUAAAAUGUACGAAGAUCAGGAUCUUGGAAAUGCUUGCGAAUUUAUAAAAGAUCGUUUGUAUUUUGCAACUUUAAGAAAUAAACCAAAGAGUAGCACAACAACACAUUAUUUUUGUAUUGAUGAGGAGCUUAUUUACGAAAAUUUCUAUGCAGAUUUUGGACCACUUAACCUUUCUAUGCUCUAUCGGUAUUGUAAAAAGCUCAUUAAAAAGUUAAAGACGCCAGUGCUUUCUCGCAAAAGAAUAGUUCAUUACACUUCAUAUGACAGUAGAAAAAGGGCAAACGCUGCAUGUUUGAUUGGCUGCUAUGCAGUUAUAUAUUUAAACAAAUCACCAGAUGAUGCAUAUCGACCAUUAAUUAGUGGAUGUAAUCCGCCAUAUUUACCGUUCAGAGAUGCUUCUUUUGGUGGAUGUACAUACAAUUUAACCAUUUUGGAUGUUCUUAAUGGUCUUCAUAAGGCAUUGAAACUCAAAUUUCUUGACUUUGAAACCUUUGAUCCUGAAGAAUAUGAAUACUAUGAGCGAGUUGAAAAUGGGGACUUUAAUUGGAUCAUACCAGAUCGGUUUCUUGCAUUUGCUGGUCCACAUGACAGAAGCUGUAUUGAAAAUGGUUAUCCAUUGCAUUCCCCAGAAUCUUAUUUUUCAUACUUCCGCAAACACAAUGUCACAGCUGUGAUUCGCCUAAAUAAAAAACUGUAUGAUGCAAAACGAUUCACUGAUGGGAAUUUUGAUCAUUAUGACUUAUUUUUCAUUGAUGGUAGUAUACCAAGUGAUGCUAUAGUAAGACGUUUCCUUACAAUUGUUGAGAAAACUAAUGGAGCUGUGGCUGUUCAUUGCAAAGCUGGUCUUGGGAGAACUGGAAGUCUUAUUGCAUGUUAUAUGAUGAAACAUUAUCAAUUCACUGCUGCGGAAAGUAUUGCAUGGAUAAGACUAUGCAGACCAGGUUCUAUAAUCGGGCCACAGCAACAUUUUCUUGAAGAAAAGCAACAAAGCAUGUGGAUACAAGGAGAUAUAUUCAGAUCUCAAAACAAAAGAAAUUCCUACGAUCCUUACGAGCGUGUUGGUUCAAAUUCGGUGGAAAACAUAUUGAAUGGUGUUGAUACAAUAUCAUUAACAGACAGAAAAUCCGAAACUAUUUCCUUGAAAAGGGAAUUAAAACCACAUUUGAAGCCUUUACAUCGACACCAUUAUUCCGAAAGUUUAGAGUUAAACAACAACUUCAACAAUAACAACGGGCGUGAAAUCCUACCAAGUUCGCAUUUUUCCAAAUCGUUUGAUCUGGGUGUAGCCACGCAGGGAGAUGAGUUGAGAAGGUUGAAAACUAACCGAGCGCUUUCUAAGCAGUCUACAAUUGCUGGAUUGUCUUCUUCGACUUUGUUCUCGCAAGACGAUUCUGGUAUUCUCACCAGAGCGCAUUCCCUAGGUUCGUCACCGAAACACGGUACACGUUUAACUAAUUCCGUACCACGACGCACAACUCGCACGACGUCAAAUCAUGUUUUAAGAGCGCGAACAAGCGGUCCCCUAUCUUCAACCGGCCGCAAUCACCCUAUCACUUUGAGAAUUGCAUCUGCUGCCAACGUUGCAACGGCGAAAUGACUACGCUCCACCUGCAAGCGACUUCACUACAAAUCUGAUUUGGUUUGUAAAGCAAGCUUUUCGAAAGCAAGAACAAGAAGAUGCUCUGAAUCACACAUGUUAGGACGUUGUGUGAGAAAGUUAUCAUAUCCGAAAGGGAGUUGCAUGGGGUGUACUGACGUCUUGCAUUUUAAGGCGUGCAGUUAAACUUCCUUUGAUUGAUGGUCUUUGCACUGGGACCUCUAACUGGAACCAAUAUCAGAUGCAUACGCGGAGUUCUUGCAGGUAUUUGUUAUGCGGUCUACAUCGUCCGUUGUUAGACCUCCAAAAAACUACCUUUUCGGCAAAGAGUCGAUAUACUUAUUUUGCUAUGGUGUAACGAGAGCAGUAUUUUUUUUACAUUGUACCCAAAAAAUUUCAUGCGAUGCCGUGUGUGGGUUACAUGAAGAAUGAGUGUACUUUUUAUAACGAUUAUUCCCUGAUUAGUCGGUUUUUUUAAGCGGAACGUUUUUAUUGAUUUUAUGAAGUGUUUUUACUAAUAGUCAUCUAUAGGCGUUGAAAUAUUAUAGUCGUUUAUAUGUUGUCAUGACAAUUCGUUACGAGUAGUAAUUUUUAGCAUUGCAAAUAAGCUUCGCUUUUUAAGGAAACAUGGUAGAUUUUGUUACUUCACUCAUUUAAUUGGUUAAGUUUGAGUGAAUAUUUCGGGUAUUUUCAACAAACGCUUUUUUGUCGUCUACUUCAAGCAAAUCAGGUACACUCCAGUACGAUAACAUUAGUAAGUUCGUCUCCUAAUAAAAACUAAGUUAACUUUUCUAAACUAUUUUUAUAAAACUUAUUUAGCCUAUAGUAAUCACACUAGAUAAUGUGUAUAUGUAUAAUGACUUUUAAAUGCACUACAAGUAGUUCACUGGAUGUGACAAUUUGCGUUUGAAUUACGCGUUGAAUUUAUGUGUAUAUAAAGCAAGAUAUUUUCCGUGUAUAAACGGAGUUUAUUAUUUUUAUGGAUAUAGGUAAUGAAUUACUAACCAACGUAUUCCUACCGGUAAAGGUAAGCAACCUAGUUACUAGCUUUAGAAAAAAAGCGUUAGACACUAGAUUGCUUUCUUUUCUAAGUUUAUGACAACUUUGCUACCAGUGUAUAUUUCACGAGAAACAGCAAACUAACGUGUGAGAUGUAAAAGACAAUCAUUCUCUUGCUGCUUUAAGGUUUUGUUUUUGUGGUCUGAUGGAUUCCCCCAACCGAUGUAGGGUUAAGAAGGACUUUCUGUAUAUUUAAGGCGGGAAUAUUCUUGCUGUGUUUUUAUUAAAAGUAAUGUAUAAACUGACAAAGUUUGACAAGCUUAUGUUUCACCCUUAUUAUGGCUUCUAAUUCAUGUAGUUGUCAAUAAAUAAGAUAUGGUGGCAGAGCUACUUUUUUGAAGUGUGUUCAAAAACUCAAAUCCAAAAGCCAUCUUAUCAUCUGCCAUUUUGAAAAUUUACGAAUUCUGCAUGCAUGCGAUUGUUUUGUUUGGAAGGUUUAAAUUUUGCACUCUUUCUCGCAUAUACUUUUUAAUUAGUAUGUAUUUUCAGAUAAUGAGGAAUGAUAUCUUCUUCCCAGUGAAUGUAUUUUUCAAUUUAUUUAAUUUAUUUGUAAACGAUUUGAUGCAACUAUUUGUACAGUAAGGAGAAAAUUCAUAAUUCACCAUGUUCACACACACCCA